GAGAUUAAACAAGAAAAUAGAAGAGAAUAAUACGCAAUAAUUAUCCUAGACAAUUGGUGGAAGAGUAAAGCAAUUCCAAAGAUUCGGCAUCAAGUUAUGUACUACACAAGCACAACAACACCAUAUCAUAUUAUCAUCCAAGCAAACUUCCAUUUUUUUCUCACUAAAAUUUUCCUUUCCAUUCAUUCUCUUUUUUUCCUCAACCAUUAAUCAAAUUAUCCCAACUAAUCUCUCUUUCUUUCUCUUGGCGGUUUGUUAUAAACUCGCCCUUAUUUCUCGAGCCUAUGUGGACGAUAUAGAUUAACGAGUAAAAAGAAGUUGUCUAGUACUCAAGUGUUUCUUUUUUCUUUUAAGUCUUUUUCUUUAAUUCUUUGUUUUAAAGAGAAAAAGCCCAGAGGGGAAUUUUCUUGGGCCAUAUAAAAAACAGUAUUUUUUUCUUGGGAAUUUCAAUUGAUUUCUUUCUAGAUUGGAAUUAUUUUAUCCAGUAGGAGAGAGAACGCACACAAAGAGAGAGAGGGGGGAAAAACAGAGAGAAGGCAAAAUGUUGUGUAGGAUGAUACCAAAGAAGAAGAAGACAGGUGCAGUACCAGUAUACUUGAAUGUGUACGAUCUUACCCCCAUUAAUGGCUACGCUUACUGGCUUGGUCUUGGUGUCUACCAUUCCGGUGUUCAAGUGCAUGGAAUUGAGUAUGCUUUCGGAGCUCAUGAUCAUGCCACAACUGGGGUAUUUGAAGUGGAACCGAAGCAGUGCCCUGGAUUUACAUUCCGGAAAUCAAUCUUGAUAGGAAGAACAGAUUUAGGGGCUAAAGAAGUUCGAGCUUUGAUGGAGAAACUGUCUAAAGAGUACUUUGGCAAUACUUACCAUCUUAUUAGCAAGAACUGUAACCACUUUUGCAAUGAUCUAUGUAUACGUUUAACUGGAAGGCCAAUUCCAAGUUGGGUCAAUCGACUAGCUCGACUGGGUUUACUAUGCAAAUGUGUGCUCCCAGCAGCUUUGGAUGAAGCUAAGGUUCGCCAUAUUAGGGCUGAAAGCAAGGCCCGCAGUGAAGUGGAUAAAAAAAAGUUGAGAAGCCAAUCAAAUAGGUUUGAACCCUCGAAUUCUACUUCAUCAACAUUGUCUGAUUGUUCUACAACUUCUGCUAGCAGAAGUAGGAGGCAGAGACGCUGUAUUCCUCCAUCUUCGUCUUUGAUUUGUGCUUAUCCUCAGCAGGAAGCUGUUUCAUAGAGAGUAUUUAUUUUUUUUAGGUUUGCAGUGUAAAUUUGUGAUGCAGACAUAUUUGGUAGAAGGUGUAUGUUUCAAUUAUUUUUAAUAUUUCUCUGAUAAUUUCUGUUAACCAGCUGCUAGGGAAAGUAAUGCAGCAGUCCCUCAAGUGUAUCAAGUUUCUUAUUACGGCGUAAAUUGCCUGUUAAUGAUAGUGCUUAAUCCAAGCCUAACCACAGUGAUAAUUGUUGGUUGGAACAUUUCUGUGAAGGUUAUAUGGGACAAUCUUUUUAUGUUGCUCCCUAAAUUAAGGGUACUUUCUAUUUCUAUUCAA
Molecule: messenger RNA, 1535 nt
Organism: Spinacia oleracea (spinach)
Lineage: Eukaryota; Viridiplantae; Streptophyta; Magnoliopsida; Caryophyllales; Amaranthaceae
Product: deSI-like protein At4g17486
Exons: 3
Coding region: 542-1225 (227 amino acids)
Biological process (GO): protein deubiquitination
Molecular function (GO): deubiquitinase activity
Source: RefSeq, a predicted model, not a curated record